Caretta caretta (loggerhead turtle) is the source of this 2205-nucleotide messenger RNA. RefSeq names its product cytochrome P450 2H1-like. The record is from RefSeq and is a predicted model, not a curated record. Gene Ontology annotation, biological process: epoxygenase P450 pathway; xenobiotic metabolic process. NCBI's taxonomy places the organism in Eukaryota, Metazoa, Chordata, Testudines, Cheloniidae. Gene Ontology annotation, cellular component: intracellular membrane-bounded organelle; cytoplasm. Gene Ontology annotation, molecular function: heme binding; oxidoreductase activity, acting on paired donors, with incorporation or reduction of molecular oxygen, reduced flavin or flavoprotein as one donor, and incorporation of one atom of oxygen; arachidonate epoxygenase activity.
CUAGAUAAUCUUGUUGACCCAGAAGAAUUGAGAACUGCAAUUGGCUAAUUGCUUGCACUUUCCAUUGUACUUUUGCACCGUACAGUAUAUAAAAGAUGGAUUCUGAAAUACAAAGUAACCCCCUGUUAGAACCCAGAAUAAUUGUUACACUCUGCAAUGGAACCUCUGGGAGCAACAAGUGUUUUCCUGGUGCUUUGUGUCUCUUGCCUUCUUUUCCUUUCAGCAUGGAAAAAGGUGUCUGGAAGUGGGAAGCUGCCACCUGGCCCUGUUGCUUUUCCCAUCAUAGGGAACACGCUGCAGCUGAAUAUGAGGAACUUGCCCCAAUCUAUACAUGAGCUCAGUGCAAAGUACGGCCCGGUUUUCACAAUACGCUUAGGCUCACAGCGGGUUGUGGUGCUGUAUGGACAGGAGGCUGUGAAGGAAGCUCUGAUUGAUCAAGGGGAUGAGUUCAGUGGAAGAGGAAAACUAGCACUGGCUGACAAGCUUGCUAAAGGAGCAGGCAUUAUAUUCAGCAAUGGGGAGCGGUGGAAGCAGCUUCGCCGAUUUGCCCUCACCACGCUCAGAAACUUUGGGAUGGGGAAGAAAAGCAUUGAGGAACGGAUCCAGGAGGAAGCCUGUUUUCUGGUGGAAAGGCUCAAAAAAACACACGAGCGACCCUUUGAUCCCACCAUCCCUCUCACCCAUGCUGUCUCCAACAUCAUCUGCUCCAUUGUCUUUGGGAACCGGUUUGACUAUGAAGAUCAGAAGUUUCUGGCAUUCAUUAAUCUCACAGAGGAAAACAAUGAACUCUUCCGCUCUUUCCUGGGACAGCUGUACAAUUUUUUCCCAACUCUCAUGGAUUAUAUACCUGGGCCUCACCAGCAGUUAGUUAAAAAUUCGGAGGAGUUUAAAAGAUUUGUUCUGGAGAGAGUGAAGAUGCACGAAGAGUCUCUGGAUCUCAGCUGCCCUCGAGACUUCAUUGAUGCUUUCCUCAUCAAAAUGGAACAGGAGCAACAGAAUGGCCAGUCAGAAUUUAACACUGAAAACUUGGUGAGAAGCACAGUAGACUUAUUCCUUGCUGGAACAGGGACAUCCAGCACCACCCUGAGACAUGGACUCCUGAUUCUUCUGAAAUAUCCAGAUAUAGAAGCGAAAGUUCAUGAAGAGAUUGACCGUGUGAUUGGCCGAAGCCGAAGCCCCUGCAUGGCGGACCGAAGCCAGAUGCCCUACACAGAUGCUGUGAUACAUGAGAUGCAGAGAUUCAUUAACCUUGUCCCGAUGGGUGUCCCACAUGCAGUGACCAGAGACACUUGUUUCAGACAAUAUGUUAUUCCCAAGGGCACUACUAUAUUCCCUGCUCUGCAAUCAGUCCUAGGUGACAGCAGGGAAUUUCCAAAGCCAGAGCAAUUUAACCCGGGACAUUUCUUGGAUGAAAAUGGUGCCUUUAAGAAGAGUGACUUCUUCAUGCCUUUUUCUGCAGGGAAACGGAUUUGUGUGGGAGAGGGUCUGGCUCGGAUGGAGAUAUUUUUGAUACUGACAAUGAUUUUGCAGAAUUUUACCUUGAAAUCUCUCGUUGACCCCAAGGACAUUGAUAUAGCUUCACUACCAAGUUUAGUGUUAAAUGCACCAAAAUCAUACCAGCUCUGUGUUUUGCCUCGAUAAAGAUCAUGAAAAGUCACCUCAAUGUCCUACACCAGUAGUGAAUUUGAUUGUCUAUGAUCCCGGACUCAUUAGUACAGUGACAGAAAUGAACUCAUUGUCUUGAAACAGACAGAUAAAUAACCUGGCUUUUUAAGUAACUGUGAUUUAACAAAAUUAAAUGCAAUACCAAAAAAAGAAAAAUUAUUGACUCCAAAGGCAUGUACAAUAACCCAACAGUGUUCUUAGCCUGGCUCAGGUGCGAAUCUGUUCCUCACAUAAGUUGGGUAUGUUUUCAGUUCAUUUGUGGUGCAGUUGACAACAAUUGAAACUACUUUUGACAGCCAUAAAUGCUGCUUUAUUUACAAGGGGCUAGUAUGUUUCCAGCUCUUGAGGUCUGAUCAGCCAAUCAGAGUAAAUUGUGGUGAUGUAAUGCUUAUGAUUGGACAGCCUGCUUUGAUGCGGGGAGUUUCUGUGGCACUGGACUGAACUAGAGUUCCCCCUCCCCUGCUCAUUCAUGUAAUUUCAAUUUAGCUCAGUGGAAUUAAACUUUCACUUAAUAAAGAUUCUUCUUAUUUCUCCAGCUCA